Molecule: messenger RNA, 553 nt
Organism: Sceloporus undulatus (fence lizard)
Lineage: Eukaryota; Metazoa; Chordata; Lepidosauria; Squamata; Phrynosomatidae
Product: A.superbus venom factor 1-like
Exons: 3
Coding region: 8-538 (176 amino acids)
Source: RefSeq, a predicted model, not a curated record
AAGCGACAUGGUGGUGGCUGAGAAAGGAGGCAUUAGCAUCGUGACAUCCCCCUAUCAGCUCCACUUCACAAAAACCCCAAUGUUCUUCAAGCCAGGGAUGCCCUAUGGACUGAUGGUAUAUGUCACCAACCCUGAUGGUUCUCCAGCUCCCCAGGUCCCUGUAGUAUCUGAACCCAUUCAGGCUGAGGCAACCACCCAGAAUGAUGGGACUGCCAAGCUGAUCCUGAACACACCAGCAAACAGCAACGAGCUAAGAAUCACUGUAAAAACCAGAAAAGAGGAGCUCCCAGCUGAACGCCAGGCAACCAGGACCAUGGUGGCAACAGCCUACCAAACCCAGGGAGGAUCUGGGAACUAUCUCCAUUUAGCAAUCACAGCUACUGAGCUCAAGGCUGGGGAUGACUUGCCUAUCAACUUCAACGUGAGAAGCAACAAUCAAAAUGUGCUGAACCAGGAAGGAGAUUUCACCUACAUAGUAAGUGAUGUAGCCCUGGGCAAAAUGGAAAAUCCAUGGGUCAUAUUCUUAUUUGCUUGUUGACUUUGCAUUUGUUUU